AUGUCCUUAACCCCCUUCCAACUCGGCCUCCUCUCUCACCUCGCUGCUAUCGGCCUCCUGUUAGCAGGGCUUCUUAUACCUCCCUCGAAACUCACUCACAAUCAACUAGCCCUCGCAUUUCUACCUCCUAUAUGGGUGUGUCAUAUCUAUUCCUGGUCCGUCGGCCUCGGUUUCCUGGCUGGGGUCCAGGUUUUGUGGGCCACGGAACUCCUCUUAUUCCAAAACCCUCGGGAGAAAUUCCAGGUCAUCUAUCACCAACCUCCGCCUCCCUCUCCACCUCUCAAGCCCACGGGCGAGAGUAUCUCAAAGAGUAACAAAGAGAGCGAGAAGGAUGACAAGCCAAAGCAUAUACGGAAGGAGCCCUAUCCUACGAAUUUCCGGAGCAGGCUUCAAUGGGUCUUCAAACUCCACAUCUCAAUGCGCUACGUCGGAUGGGAUACCGGCUCUCCCACACCCAACAAUUCUCUUCCCAGAAACGGGAGAAAACAGUCUCGCCUCCGCUGGCUACUAAACAACAUGCUCCUCGCAGGCCUCUGCUUUCUCCUCAUCGACGCCACGAACGCAUACCAACAUCUCGACCCCUAUUUCCAAAUCGAAACUCCCAUCGAUUCUGUUUUCACUCUCCCUUUAUCUGCAUUGCUCUCUCGUUACACUUUGGGUUUCCUUCCGCCGCCGAGACUGGUAAGGAUUCUUGUUCUGGGAGUGCAGCAGUACGCCGUGUUCACGUUGAUUAAUCGCGUGUUGGCGAUUCUGCACGUUAGUUUUGGUGGACUGGGUCUUUUUGGUGAGUGGUGGGGUGGAGUUGAGAGUUGGCCGAUGUUGAUGGGGAGCCCGGCUGUGGUGUGGGGGAGUGGAUUGAGGGGCUUCUGGGGGAGGUUUUGGCAUCAACUAUUCCGAAACUUGUUCAUGAGCCCCGCAAAAGCAUUGAUAAAUGUGCUGGGCGUAAAGCCCAAGUCUCUCCCCGCAUACGCGAUUAGGAUAGUAAUCGCCUUCUUCAUUUCGGGAGUCCUCCACGCUGCUACUCUUCCACGCAAUAUUUACAGUGUCAGUCCGCUACGAUACGCAUCUUUCUUUUGGAUCCAGGGUGUUUGUGUUUUGCUUGAAGUCAUGGUCGAGCAGAUGUUGGGUGAUGGAAAGCUAAAGCAAAGAGCCUGGUGGAAGCGAUAUGGGGCAGGAAUUAUUAGGUUGCUGUGGACAGUUGUGGUUCUUUAUGUAACGGUGCCGGUUGUUGCGGAUGAGUUGACAAGGGUUUUGAGAGUUAUGGGUCUCAAGCCGACGGUGCUGUUACCGCUACCGCUGCCGAAGAACAAUAAGAUGGACAGGGUGUUCCUAAGAGAGAUUAUGAAGUAG
Hyaloscypha bicolor E is the source of this 1350-nucleotide messenger RNA. RefSeq lists its product as uncharacterized. The record is from RefSeq and is a predicted model, not a curated record. Gene Ontology annotation, biological process: lipid metabolic process. The coding region runs from base 1 to 1350 and encodes 449 amino acids. The transcript has 2 exons. Lineage: Eukaryota; Fungi; Ascomycota; Leotiomycetes; Helotiales; Hyaloscyphaceae.